AUGACUAGAGGCUGUUUGACUCGAUUUUGGAGCAGGUUCUUUGGUGGGAAGCAGACCCAACAAACGGUGGUCAAGGAUGUCAAGUCAGAGGCGACCAUUGAUUUUGUUCAGGACAUUGCUCCUUCUGAGCCCACUACUGCACCUGAAGAACACUUAGAACCACCUCAAACACAUUUUUGGUGGUUUGCACCAAGUGACUACACAACUACUAUAAUGAAUAUGCCGGAUGUAGCGGUUGCGAGGAUUCUGGAGUAUUUGGAUUUCAAGGAAAUCUUCACCCUCCGAAAAGUUAACCACGGCUUCCGUGGCUUCAUUGACCAUAGCUAUCCCUCUCUCAACCUCACUAACCUUCAUAUCUCAGCGACUCCCCAAAAAAUUAUAAUGGUCUACAACCUUACUACUCAUGUGGAGUACCAACUGGAUCGCUAUGGAUGUAUAGUGAUUCAAGGCGCUAAAAAAACUUUUUUGGAGGAUUCAAGCUUCCUGGAAACCUUCUUGGAGGACUUAGAAUAUGUUCUAUCCCGUCAGAAAGGAAUUCUAGAAGCUCUCCAGCUGGAAUGGAGGACUCAAUCUCUCAUACUUACUCCAUGGGAUGAGCAGGUGAAUUCUAUCUUCAAUGCGUUCCAGCAAUUUCUGGGCGCCCGCAAAAAACCACUUCGAGUUCAAAAACUCCUCAUCAACGCUUAUACCCAACAUCACGUCAUAGCACUUUUACGUCAUUUCGACCCAAAAUUCAUCAAGGAAAUCCAAAUUUUCGUCACUUGUCUGGACGCCAGAGAGGAGGUAUUUGAGUUGGGUGAGCUGGUCAAAUUGGAGAGUCAUUGGAACAAUUUGGAGCGUGUUGUGAUGAGAAGAAAAAUCUCGCAGAACGAUUUUCACUAUUUCACAAAGAUUCGUGAGGUAUCAGUGAUAGUGCAGGGAGUGAGCUUGGGCAGUUUGGUGUUUUUGAAGGAGACCCUCACCCUCUCCCCAACAUUUCGAAAGUUUGCAGUCGAAAUCAAGUGUUUCCGCCUCCCCCGGCGAUCUCUUCUCGAUCUUUAUGGACCUCCGAAUGUGGAAGAAAACGAAAGAAGGUCAUAUUACUUCCGUAUUCCAGAUGACACUAUGCUUCUGAAGAUGUCCAUCGAUCCAUUUGACAGUGUCCUCUCAUUUUUUAGGAUUGAAAGGGCGGAGCUCCCAAAGUUUGCCUAUGUUCAGAAUUGA
Molecule: messenger RNA, 1203 nt
Organism: Caenorhabditis remanei
Lineage: Eukaryota; Metazoa; Nematoda; Chromadorea; Rhabditida; Rhabditidae
Exons: 4
Coding region: 1-1203 (400 amino acids)
Biological process (GO): innate immune response
Molecular function (GO): protein binding
Source: RefSeq, a predicted model, not a curated record